This is a messenger RNA of Microdochium trichocladiopsis, 2283 nucleotides long. RefSeq lists its product as uncharacterized. Gene Ontology annotation, cellular component: nucleus. Gene Ontology annotation, biological process: regulation of DNA-templated transcription. NCBI's taxonomy places the organism in Eukaryota, Fungi, Ascomycota, Sordariomycetes, Xylariales, Microdochiaceae. Gene Ontology annotation, molecular function: zinc ion binding; sequence-specific DNA binding. The transcript has 2 exons. The coding region runs from base 1 to 2283 and encodes 760 amino acids. The record is from RefSeq and is a predicted model, not a curated record.
AUGGUUGUCGUGUACGGCGAGAAUGAGGAAGGAGAGAAUAAAGGUGGAGGAAAGAACACCAUGGGCAGCAGCUGCGAGCCAGAACAGCCACGACCCUCGGGCACGGCGUCUGGGAGUGCCUGGCCCGCUGGCUCGUUCGCGCGGUGCAGACCAGACAGUCUUGGACAGGACAUGGCUGGAGAGGGCACCCGCCGGGAGCGCGAUCGAGAUGGACGUCGCGGAUCGUGUUGUCGCCAUGCGGGCGGCAGGUGGGCGGACCGCACCGACGUGGAGCAGUGGGAAGGCCUAGGCUUUGGACAAACGAUACUGUUGGAAGCUAGUCUCUCUGUUGACACGACGCCGCCGGCCUUCUUCGACUUCUCUCCCUUCGACAUCACAGCCGCCCUCAAUCUAGCCCGAUGGACACUCCAACUAGUGGCACCGGCACUCGAGCCGUCAGCCGCUUUCGUCGCCGCCGAUGCGAACCAGCCCGAUCUGCCUGUCGUAUUCGCCUCUGACGCCUUCGAAGAUAUGACUGGCUACCGCCGUCACGAGAUUAUUGGCAGGAACUGUCGCUUCCUACAGUCACCGCCCGGCUCUUCCACGAGGGAUCAUAUCAACAGGGCUUCCAUCCAGGAACUCAAGGCCAAGAUUGAAUCUGCCAGCGUAUGCCAGCACGUCGUAUCGAACUUCAGAAAGAACGGGGAAUUCUUCAUCAACUCCAUCACGAUUGUGCCCGUCUUGGCCGGAUUGUCUGGCACCAGGCUCAUUUUCGGGUUCUCGGUCGACAUUACCAACGCCGAAUUUGAAAAUUUCGAGAUCAGCUCGGGUGCGGCAAGUUCCCUUCUUCAGCACAGGGUCAGCACUGGGCUGAGCGAUACAAGCACGAAACAAAUAGGCUCACCACCCGGUCAGCCUCGCCCGCAGCCACGAGCGAACCAGUAUUCACAACACUCGCCUUGGACUGGCUAUGGCACACCGACCAUUGGCAGUGAAGUCAGCAGUCCCCAGGCAUCGCAAGCGAGGCCAUGGCUCGAGAACCCUCCAUGGGCCAUGGAACCACAAUCUGCGAUACCGGACGAGCCGAGCCCGAACAGUCACGAUUGGGCGGUUCCAGCGGAUCUACACAGAAUACUUCUCAACGAGGUUGAUGGGCUGGUGUUCGUGCUCUCCUUGCGCGGUUUCAUCCACUUUGCCACGCUGUCAUCUUGCAAGACCCUUGGGCGCAGGCACGCCGAGCUUGUCGGAAGUUACAUUGAGGACUUCUGCCACGCCACAGACGGGCGGCUGGUGAUGCGCAAAAUAUCAGCGAUGUCGUCCGUGGAUUACGAGAAGCUGCUGUUCCGGCUAAGGAGGGCAGACAGCAGUCACGCCUGGUUCGCCUGCUCUGGCAAGAUUUGGCAUCAUGGCUCGCGACGUUUGGUCGUACUCGGUGGCUGUAUUGAAGAGUCAACAAGCCUGUCUAGAGAACUAGUAACCUGUAAUGGCGGGUUUGGCGACCGGGACCUUUGGCUGCGGAUCUCGACCUCUGGACUCGUCCUGUCUGUGCUCUCUGCCGUGCCUGCAGUUCUCGUUUUUUCUGGGGCUAGGUUUGACGCAUCGUGUUUCCAGGAUAGGAUGGACCAGUCCGAGAGUGACUUGUUCCUGCGCAUGCUCGCAGGAGCGACACAGGGCAUCGUGAUGUCUGCCACUUGCAGACUCACAACAGCCGACGACUACGACGUGUGCGCCGACAUUACCCUAUAUCCCGACCGGUCGACACCGGCUGGCAAAUUCUAUACCGUCCUCCUGCAGUGUAGAGUCACCAGGAUACUUCCUGAUAAGAGUGAGUGUUGUUCACACCUGUUUGCUCAUUCACUGAGUAUGGUGACGAAAUGGCACCAGCUUUCGCGGCGAGGUCUUGGACUGACAUCCUCGGCAGGGGACAUGUUUGUGUCUCCGCCUCCACAGGGCUCAUCCGCGGGCCCGAAGACCAUCGCGGCAGUCCCUGACAGCGAAAGUGACCAUGACGACAUAAUGGCCGCCUUGUCGAUCGAGUCGUGUGGCACCGUGCCGCUCGAGCUCCACCGCCUACAGGCAGAGAACACGGCGCUCCAGGCGGAGUUGCAGACGCUCGAGGACCUGGCGACACAUCGCAAGCGCCUCAGGACAGCAAGGCACACGUUCCGUGGCUGCGCCAACUGCCACGCCAAGUCUAGCCCGGAAUGGAGAGAAGGACCCAGCGGGAAACGCGACUUGUGCAACCGCUGUGGUCUCCGCUGGGCCAAGAUGAAGCGUGACAGAGAUAGGGCCAAGCCGCCAUAG